AUGGGGGAGUACUGGGAGGUCACGCAGGAGCUCCUGCAGGGGGCGUCGCCGCUCGUGAGGAAGCCCAAGCUCACGGAGGCGCUCCUGAAGAAGCCGCCGUUCCGGUUCCUGCACGACGUCGUCUCCGAGGUGACGCGUAACACUCGAUACGCCGACGGGCUGUUCGAGGGCGCGGAGCUCGACGCCAAGGCGAUCAAAGACAAGGACGCGAAGGUGGCGUACCUGACCAAGAUCUUCAACUGCGUCGGGAUAUCGUCCGGGGUAACGCUCCCGACGCGGCCGUUAAAGGUGGUGGCCGGGUUGGAGCCGGAGCGGACGAACGCGUUUUUGCAGGCGCUCGCGCGCGUCGCCGCGCGCGGCGAAGACGCGGACGCGGUGGCGCGAUGUCGACGCGGCGAAGUCGCCCCCGGGGGCGGCGCGCCCCCCGCCGAGAGGAAGAAGGAGGAACGUCAACCGUCACCGGCGGCGAGGGAGCGGUCGCCGUCGCCGCCGCCGCGGCGGACGGAGAGGGAGCGGUCGCCGUCGCCGUCGCCGCCGUCGCCGCCGCCGCCGUCGGUUCGCGCCGCGCCCGCGCCGCCGCCGCCGCCCGCGCACGACCCGUACGCCGGCGCGACGCCCCCGGAGUCCCCGGUCGAGGCGGCGGCGCCGGCGCGCGUCAACAGAGCGCCCGCGCGGCCGCAGUCCGCGCGUCGCGCGCCGCCGAAGCGCGCGUCCAACGUCGUCGUCGACGACGACGCGGCGGCGGCGGCGGCGACGACGACGCGGCCGCCGUCCGCCGCGACCGCGUCCGCGUCCGCGUUCGCCGCGGCGGUCAUGGGCGAGGGCGACGACGGGAUGAGCUCCGACGACGACGAGAUCGUCGUCGUCGACGAGGACAUCGUCUCGAAAGCGAGCGAGAGAAGGCUGCGGGAGGAUCGAGACGCGGGCGGCGGCGGCGGCGGCGGCGGCGGCGCGUUGGUACGAGACAUCAUCAAAGCGAAGAGAGACGGCGACGACGCCGCGGCGCGGGACCGCGACGGCGGCGGCGGCGGCGCGAAGGAGACGGGGAUCAUAUUGGGUAGUCGAAGGCGGAAGAAGACCACCGCGCCGGCGGCGGCGGAGGAGGAGCCGAGCUCGUCGUGGGCGGGCGAGCCGUCGCCGUCGUCUUCGGCGGCGGCGGCGGCGGAGACGCGCCGCCGCCGCGACGAGACGCACCCGUCGUCCUCCGCCGCCGCCGGCGGCGGCGGCGGCCGCGUCGUCGACGUCCAGAAGAUCAGAGACGCCGUCCAGGCGCUCGUGCAGUCGACGAACCCGCUCGGGAAAGCCGUCGACGCGCUCAAGGAGGACGCGGAGAGCAUGCGGAAGGAGUCGGAGUUUUGGCGGAGGGAGCGAGAGACGCACGCCAGAGCGGUGAGAGAGGCGCGCGCGGCGAAGAGCGAGACGGCGACGAAGGCGGACCGACGCGUCGAGGAGGCGGACGAGGAGAUCGCGGAGAUGCGCCGGGCGAUCGACGGCGUGAAGGCUGCGAUCGCGCGGAACGAUCAGAAGAUCGCGAAGCUGCUCGACAUGGUCGUCGCUCCCGCGUGA
Molecule: messenger RNA, 1566 nt
Organism: Micromonas pusilla CCMP1545
Lineage: Eukaryota; Viridiplantae; Chlorophyta; Mamiellophyceae; Mamiellales; Mamiellaceae
Exons: 2
Coding region: 1-1566 (521 amino acids)
Biological process (GO): cilium assembly; regulation of microtubule cytoskeleton organization; intraciliary transport
Cellular component (GO): centrosome; ciliary basal body; intraciliary transport particle B
Molecular function (GO): microtubule binding
Source: RefSeq, a predicted model, not a curated record